Molecule: messenger RNA, 5739 nt
Organism: Macrobrachium nipponense
Lineage: Eukaryota; Metazoa; Arthropoda; Malacostraca; Decapoda; Palaemonidae
Exons: 3
Coding region: 2273-3247 (324 amino acids)
Source: RefSeq, a predicted model, not a curated record
UGACCGGGAGACUUCAGUAGACCGACAGACGACAGUGGCCGGGCCUCCCGGAGCACCGUCCCAUUUAGUCGAGGACAGUAGAUGAGCAAAGCUCGUGCAAUAAGUGAACCGUAAACGUCCUAUAGCUGCGUUCUGCGUAAAUUAAAACGGUUGGUGAUAGUGAAUAGAACCCCACAAGUCAGUCAAGAUUUUACGACCAAAAACGUAGAUUAAUCCAUUCGGAAAGGCAUAGAACUUAGUAACCAUGAGCGAUCCGAUUCUAUCACAAGUUAACAGUAACGGCACUGACGAGAAUGACGAUGUUUACAAUGAUUUUGCUCAUAAAGUGAACAAGGAAAGCACUCCCGAUGGGAGGCAUCUGUGUCUCACUGAUCCUAACCUACCUGAGAAGACAGUACUCGUGCAUAAUGCGAACGAAGUCAGUCGACAGGAGCAACAGCAACUUUAUGUCGUGCAUAGUGUCUCCAAUCCGGUUCAACCUCUAUUAGUGGACCACGGCUCAGGAAGAUAUUCAGGAUUACUAGAGGAUGGAUAAAGAGGCCAAGAAAAUGGUUAGAGAGAAAAGAAGGCUCUGGAUAAAAACGAUUGGGACCUGAGGAGGAAGUAAGCCAGUUCUUCAAUCUCGUGGAUAGUUAUAAGGUGUUCUACAAGAAGUCAGGAGAGCGGAAAGCGUCAGUGCAUCUCUGAAUGAGAGAUAUAAAGAGAAAAAGGAAUUCUAGAGACAGAGAAUCCCUUGUUCGAUGUCUGAACCUUCAACUUCUUGCAGUUAUCCCACAAGCCCAAGUAGAUCAGCCAUUGGACAACACUUCUGGAGGCAAUUUAGAACCUUUGAGAUGUGAAACAGCACCUUCAGCUGAUCCCUUCGAGAUUGUCAACGAGGAAUUGGAAGCCACCCCUGAAGUUGCGUCGUCAUCAGGUCACCCUUCAGUCCGGACGGAAAAAAAAUACCUGUGGCAACACACAGAGCAAUUUGACGACCCAAAGAUGGAGAAAAGGAGGCAAGACGCCAUAAAACAAAAAAAAAUUCGCGUCAAGAAGAACAAUGAAACAGCAGGUUUGAAGCGAAAAUUAGAACAAAAAGACGAAGAACUCACAAUGGUGAAAAAAGCUCUUAAAGAUGCAUUAGGAGAAAACCAAUUACUCAAGGAGCUUCUGCAAGCUGCAAUUAAUGAUAGACCAAAUCAAAAUUAGGCAAAGGCUAAAUGUCAUUUUAAAAAGAAAUUAAUAAUUUGAUAUCAUUUUAUGUACUCAGCAAUAAAUGAAGAGCAUUAUUUUGAAAAUAAAAGCCAAUAUCAUCAAUAAAUUUUAUUAGAAUGUUAAGAAUGCUCAAGAUAAGUAAAGAAACUUAGAACUUCGACGAAAUAAGAUAUCUCUUGAAUCGACAUAGUUAAACAUUUCACUGUUUUACUUUCAUGGCUUUGAUGAGGCGCCAUGAUGACUAUAAAUGUUCUUUUGACAGUAAAGUGUUGUGAAUGUUGAUACUCGAAGAUACAUGGAAGGUUCUAAUGGUAGGUCAAGCCCAGUUGUAGCAGUAUCAACUAGAUGACCAUUUCAUGAUGUAGAGUUUUUGGAGACAGUGAUGUGACUAUGGGGUGAGGCCAGGGGGGACCCGGUCCCUUCCCCUGUAAGUUAUUAUAAAUUAGGCUCUGAGUACACUAACCACUUAGCCUAUACUAGCCUAUGAACUCUAGUUGAAAUUAUGCCUUUGAAGACUUAGAUGUGGUGAUUAUUAGCCCAACCUGUGUUUACUGAUUCUCUGAUGCCUGAUGGACUACUACAUAUCUCUGAUCUUCAUGAUUCAAGUUUUUCUGUCUGAUUUGACUGCCUAGCCUAGACUAACCUUAAGGCCUGUCCACACGAGCGGGCAUGAUCGGCGUGCUCCGGGGUUGACGGGCAAAUUCUGGCGGGCUUACACGUGAAUGUUGUCUACACGGGUGAGGCGAUGGAGAGGUGGGCGUGCCCGACGAUGCCAGCAGUGUGUAACAGUGCGGUACGAUAAACAUGGUGCCUACCGCCAAAAAAGAUAUUGUGUAGCAUGAUAAUUGCUUUGUGUGUGAUGAAAAAGAAGAGAAUAUGGUGCAAAGAAUGGCUCAGUAAAAGAAAUGUAUAUGGUUAACGUACGUCUGCCAGGGUCGAAGCUCAAGCCAUCGGGCACCACCAUGGUGAUUUUGCUACAAGACCCAUGGGGCAAUUUGACGGUUUGCCCGUCAAGUGUGCCCGUUAGAGGGGAAGUCCGCCGAUCAGGCCCGAUCGUGUGGACAGACCUUUAACCAUGUCUGAUGAUGAAACUCGAAACCACAGUGCCAGCAGAAUUGUGCCUAGUAUUAAGCCACCUCAACGAUUUAGUCUGUCUUCUAACGUCCUUGAAAACUGGAAGAUAUUUAAACAGAGAUGGGACACUUUUGAAAUCCUCUCUGAGCUGCAAGCAAAGCCUCGGAAAGUGCAGGCUGCUCUUUUUCUACACACCCUAGCAGAUGACGCUCUUAAGGUCUACAAUGGAUUCCAGUUUAAUACUCCUCAAGAUGCCAGAACUGUUGCGGAAAUCAUAAGCAAGUUCGAUGAAUUUGUCGUUGGUGAAGUCAACGAAACUUAUGAACGUUUCAUUUUCAACAGUCUCUGUCAAGAGGAAGGUGAAGGAUUUGACAAGUUUCUUUCUGAUUUGAGGUCGCUAAUCAAAACUUGUGGCUACUGUGAUAAGUAUUUAGACUCUGUGAUAAGAGAUCGCAUUGUCCUAGGAAUAAAGGACACUAGUGUCCAAAAAGACCUACUUAAGGUUAGAAAACUUACUUCAGACAAAUGCAUUGACAUAUGUAAAGCUGCUGAGAAUGCUUCUCUUAAGAAUAAGGUGCUCCGUCCUGAAAGUGCUGUAGUGCAUAAAGUGGUUUAUCACAAAAAGCGUGGUACCAAGUCAGUUAAGCCUAUGUACUCUAAAAAUGUUCCUGUAGAAAAUACUGUUAAUAAAGAAUGUCUGUUCUGUGGUUACAAGUAUGUUUUAAAGAAGGACAUGUGUCCAGCAUAUGGAAAGAAGUGUAGUAGAUGUCUACAAACAAACCAUUUUGCUCAAAAAUGUCCAUUUUCUGUGAAUAAACAUAAUGCUAGAUCUGGUGCCAAGCAAAAAGUUCAAUACAAACAUGUACAUCAAGUUGAUGAUAAUGAAUCUUCUGAUGCAGAAUGGGUAAAUUUUACUGAAGCUAUUGAUGAAGGUAAUUCUAUGAAAGAUAUCAAAUGUUUUUCUAGUAGAUGGUGAAAAGGUAAAUUUUCAAAUUGAUACUGGUUCUACUGUCAACAUUUUACCUGUAAGAUAUGCUCAAUAUGUUGAGAAAACUAGCAAAGUGUUGUCCACUUGGAAUAAAAGUAAACAAAUUCCUUUAGGUAUCUGUAGAAGGAAUAUUGUUAAUCCUAAAAUGCAAAGAAAGUAUUCUGUAGAAUUUAUUGUUGUAGAAAAUGAAUUUUUACCAUUGUUGGGUAAAAAGGCAAGUGUUCAUAUGAAUUUAAUUCUGAUAUGUGAAGAUCAUUUUGAAUGAGUACAUUCUGUUGAUGUAGAAGACAAUUUCAAAGAUGUCACUGAUGGUAAAUUAGGUUCUUUUUCUUGUGUUCAACAAUUAAAUAUGUGUGAUGAUGCUAAACCUGUAAUUAUGCCUGAUCGUCGGGUACCUAUUUCUGUUCGUCCUAAGUCAAAAGAGGAAUUAGGUAGACUAGUUAACCUUGGUGUAAUUGUGCCUGUGGAUCAGCCAACUCCCUGGGUCAGUCAAUUAGUCAUAGCACAUGAAAGAAAUGGUGACAUACGAAUUUGUCUUGAUCCAAAAGAGUUAAACAAAGUCCUGUUGCGUGAACAUUUUACUCUACCAAUUCUUGAUGAUACUUUGCAUGAGUUAGGGAAGUCCACUGUAUUUUCUAAGGCCGACUUAGCAUCUGGCUAUUGCCAAGUAAAACUUGAUGAGGCAUCAAGCCUGUUGACUACUUUCCAAACAUGUUUUGGUAGAUUUAGAUGGUGACGACUCCCCUUUGGUCUUAGUGUUUCUUCAGAAAUUUUUCAGAAACAUAUUCUUAAUACAUUUAAUGAUUUACCUGGUGUUGUUUGUAUUGCUGAUGAUAUCAUUGUGCAUGGAAAAUCUCUAGAUGAACAUGACUGUAAUCUUGAAUCUUUUCUUAAAAGGAGUCGAACAAAAUGUAAAACUAAACAAGGAGAAAUUGGUGCUCCGAACUGAUAAUGUUUCCUUUGUGGGUCAUGUCAUUACUAAAGAUGGUCUUAUGUCUGAUCCUGAGAAAAUGAAAGCCAUAUCCGAGUUUUCUACUCCCCAGACUCUUGAAGAAUUGCGUCGUUUCCUUGGUAUGGUGAACUAUAUGGCAAAGUUUUUAUCUCGUGUAACUGAUGUUCUAAAUCCGCUUCAUAAUUUGCUGAAAAAGGAUGUCCCUUGGAAUUGGUCACAGUGCCAAGCAGAAACAUUUAUGCGUUAAAGAAAUUAUUGUGAAUAGUCCAGUUCUUGCCUCCUAUGAUCCUAUCAAAGAGUUGACUCUCGAAAAUGAUGCAUCUGCGUAUGGUUUAGGCUCAACACUCAUGCAAGAGGGAAAGCCUGUUGCUUUUGCAAGCCGAGCUCUAACAAAUGCUGAAAGAAAUUAUGCUCAAAUUGAAAGGAGAUGCUUGCAAUUUUAUAUGGUUUGAACAAAUUUCAUCAUUUCACUUUUGGUCGUUUUGUGACUGUGAUCACUGACCACCAACCAUUAGUAUCUAUUGUUAGAAAACCUCUUUAUGUGUGCACCUAAACGGUUGCAAGCAAUGCUUCUUCGUGUUCAAGAGUACAGUUUUGAAGUAGUCUACAAAUCUGGCAAGGACAUUCCAAUUGCUGAUGUACUGUCGCAUGCCCCGACAUCUAGUUUGAAGAGUGAAAAAGCUGUAUCUGUCAACAAUCUGUCAUUUUCGUUAUUUAAGCCUUAUCGUCUUGACGAAAUUAGAGCAAAAACCCAGUCUGAUAUACCUUGACGACUCUCAAACAAACUAUCAUAGAAGGAUGGCCUAAAAAUAAGUCCUUGAUACCGCAGUCCCUUUCACCCUAUUUCAAUAAAAAAAUUUAAUGGUCAUAGUUAUGUAGUAUGUACUGAAGAUGGAGGAACAUGCCGUAGAAAUAGACAAUUUUUAAGAAAAUCUGUAAAAUCUAGAGAUAAGUCUCCAGAAACUCCUUAUUUUAGUUCUGUGACUCCUGUUCCUAUUGAUAUUGAUGCCAAUGCUAGUAAUAAAAAUAAUAAAGAUGUUCAUUCUCCAUGUAGAACUCCAGAUGUGUCAAAGAGUAAUAAAACUGAGUCAGAUAUUAUAAAAACAAGGUCUGGUAGAACAAUUACAGCUCCAGAGAGACUAAACCUUUAAGUUGCUUUAAACUGUGUUAGUAAGGUUGUCUCCAUAUUUUGAAUGCUGUGUUCUGUUUAUCUUUGUGAGAAGGUCUCAUUUUGAUUUCUCAUCUCAUUUAUGUUUUGUUAUGCCAUUUCCUGUAUUGUGUGUACUGACACUAGUGAUGUUCCACGUACCCUGAUAUGCUGGUUGUGUACUUAUAGUGCUGUCAUAUUGUUUGAUAUCUCUUACUAAAGAAGGGGGAUGUUAAGUGAAACUUGUAAAAGUAAGAUAUCUAUGAAACAUGUAAAGUAUGAUUAUGAAUCAUUGUACAAAAGGUAGUGUCAAUUAGUUAUCUAUUUGCAAAUCUGUAGAGUCACUAUGCACUGUGUUUAUAGAAUAAAGUCUCGCAUCAA